Molecule: messenger RNA, 2976 nt
Organism: Acanthaster planci (crown-of-thorns starfish)
Lineage: Eukaryota; Metazoa; Echinodermata; Asteroidea; Valvatida; Acanthasteridae
Product: receptor-type tyrosine-protein phosphatase epsilon-like
Biological process (GO): protein dephosphorylation
Molecular function (GO): protein tyrosine phosphatase activity
Source: RefSeq, a predicted model, not a curated record
CUUCCUCCAUGCUGUGACUGUGACGUGCCGCACCUCAAUGAAAGUUUAAAUUGUUUGCGUCGUGUUAUGUAAAAAUCUAUGUACAUGAUUUACGGGACAGACAAACUUUUCGCUCCUUAUUAAAUCUGUGGUAGAUUGGUGUAACACAAGAGAAACAAGUGGAUAUUGAGUCAUAUAGCCCUGCUUGCACUUGUCGCAAGUUGGCGACCCAUGUAGCCCAGGCCCAUAUAUCAAGGCCUGUGUGAGGCUGGCCGGAGGACUAGGAAUUUGAUGACUGGAGUGGCUUCCGGGUUAGCGGAGCACCACUUGCAUCUUGCAAUGGAGGAUUUUGGUCACCGUGUUUUAAUUAUCCUGUCGGUGGUUUUCAGUGUCAGAGGAGACACAGUUUACUUAACAAUGGUCACGUCAACACCUUAUGGGGCGGGGUCUUCAGCUAGCAUCAGCUGUUUCCGUAGCAGUCCUGAUGAAAAUGUGACAUUGAGCUUUGGCAGACCACUCCAGAUAGGUCUCCGAGGUUCUACAGUACAAACCUCAACCACCCUCCCUGCUGGCAGUACACAAUCAGUAAAUGGACAAGCAGUCACGUGGGAUCUUACCUCCAGUAAUGAUGCCACUGGGUUGUUUUAUUGUGAAGGUUCAAACAGAAACUUGACGACAAGGGUUUACAGCAUCAUCCACAGUAUUCACAGAAGAUUUGAGCCACAUAAUGGACUGGUGACAAAGACUAUCAAUAAAGGAGAAGAUGUAACCCUUAUGAUUGACUCCGUAAAUUCCAGUACCCGGCCUCUGUGGCAUAGGAAUAAUAAUAGAACUGCCGUCCGUUUACAUGCUUAUGAUGGCAUGUACAACAUUACAAUUCCCUCUGGCAACAUCAGUGAUGGGGAUUUGUAUGCCACUAUUGAGAAUUUACUCUCAGUGAAUGAUAAUCACUUCAGCCUGAUCAGACUCAUCGUCAGAGGUUGUACCACAGGCAGGUGGGGUCCUCCAAGCUGUGAAGAUGUGUGUGACAUGUGCUACAAUGGAGGAGUGUGUAAUGAUGAGACAGGAGAUUGCAUCUGCCCACCAGGAUUCAGUGGACCAAACUGCCUCACUGCAUGUGGUAUGCACAAAUUUGGCUGGAAUUGUGAGUUUGAUUGUGGAUCACCCCCAGCCUCUUGUAAUGGCCAGUUUGGUCUGCCAGAUCCCUAUGGGAACAGCUGCAUCUCCGGCUACAUGGGGACAUACUGUAAUGAAUCUUGUCCCUCUGGAAGAUUUGGUGCUGGAUGUACCCAGAUCUGUCGCUGUCAAGCAGGUGAUGAAGCUUGUGACAGAUUUACAGGAGAAUGUACACGGAGUGGAUGUCAAGACGGUUGGUCUGGAACAAGCUGUCAAAAAUCUUCAACUGCAGUGCCUACACCCUCGAUGACUACUGUAGCAGGGCCCACUAUGGCAGAAGUUACCAUAACACCUGGUGGUUCUGAGGAUUCUACCACGGUAUCAACAGCCACCAAUCCAACACCCAUGAGCCUUGUCAGUGUGGUGGUUCCUGUCGUCAUUGUUUUAGUUCUUCUCCUCAUCUUAGUCAUUCUGCUCAUAGUUUUGGUGAAGCGCAUUCGUGAUAAGAAGCAUGCAGAAGUGGAUGGUGGAAGUAGUAUGCAGGGCAAGUUUGAAAGCAGCAAUGACUUAUCCAGCCUUCAAACAAUAGACAACCCCAUCUCCAUCCCCAUGGAGGACAUCAACUCCAACCCCAAUGGGGACGUGGUCCCAGAGACGACCCCCGCAAUACGGCCAGAGUCCAGCGUCAGUCAGAUCUCCACACUGGACAGCAGCUCACCAUUUGCUGGUCUGCCCCUCUAUCCCACCAAGGAGAGGGAACUCAAGAAAGAUCCCAUCCCACUCAAGGACUUUGUGGCAUACGUACGGCAGGCCGUACGGGGCCAUCAGCUCAGAGAUGAGUGGACUUCCUUUCCAGGAAUAGAAGCAAUAUGUUCCUGUGACGUCUCCCAGCUACCUGACAACAAGAUGAAGAACCGAUAUCGGAAUAUACCAGCAUAUGAUCAUUGCCGUGUCAUUCUGGAACAUGACAAGGAUGAUCCCAACUUGGGCUACAUCAAUGCCUGUUACAUCAAGGGUUACAAGAAGGACAAAGCCUACAUAGCAACUCAAGGGCCCAAUCAGGCCACGUUACAUGACUUCUGGAAGAUGGUGUGGCAGGAAAAUGUCCACAUCAUUGUCAACGGAACCAACCUUGUGGAAGAUGGAAAGAACAAGUGCGCCAAGUACUGGCCAGACAUGGAGAAACUUGAAACUUUUGGUGGUAUUUCCAUCAGCUUGGUUAAAGAGGAAACUAGAGGAGAGUACGAAGUCAGGACGAUGAUCAUGUCAAAGAUUGAUGACAACAAAUCUGCACCCAGAAAGAUCCGACAGUAUCAUUACACCACCUGGCCUGACAAGGACGUUCCCAAGGAUGUGACUCCUGUCUUGAGGCUCAUCAAAGAGUUCUCAGAUGCAACACCUGAAGGAGCAGGACCCUAUCUCAUCCACUGCAGUGCUGGUGUAGGCAGGACUGGUGCCAUCAUAGCCAUUCAUGCCUUGCUGCAACAAGCUCACGCAGAGAAGACUCUGGAUAUCUACAACUUUGUAGCUGACAUGAGAGACCACCGUGUCAGCAUUGUACAGACCCCGGUUCAGUACACCUUCAUCCAUCUGGCCUUGCUAGAGGCUCUGUUUUCAGGCGACACCUGCGUUCCUUCAUCUUCCCUGAAGAAGAGGGUGGCAGAACUCAAGAAGAAGAAGAAGAUGGCUGAAGAAUUUGAGCAACUGAACAUGAUCAGCCCUGUGCCCAUUGCCGAGAGAUGCCGUUCUAGCAUGAUGGAAAGCAAUCACAACAAGAACAGGUUGCCUAGUACCCUCGUCCCUGAAAGCUGCCGGCCAUUUUUGAUGACUCCAAGAGAAGAUGGCAUGGAGUAUAACUACAUCAAUGCCGCAUUUGUGGAU